AUGGCUCAUCAACUACCGGAAUACGAUGACCAGUCCGACAACUGGAAGGCUUACAUCACGAAGGCAGAAGAUUAUUUUGAGGCAGCUGGCGUCAGUGACUCGGGAAAGAAGAGGGCGCUGCUGGUAGCAGCAUGGAGUACGCGCACCGUGCAAGUGCUCUCAGGACAGGUUGCACCGAGGAAGCCAAACUCGCUUACGUACGAGAAAGCAGUGAAAGUUUUGGAUGACUACUUCGACCCCAAGCGUCAUGAAAUAACGGAGAGCUAUCGGUUCUUCAAUCGCUGCCAGUUGGAAGGAAGCAGCCGUACCCCCGCCAUUCAUGCCGUCCUGUCACAGUUCAAUGACGUCUUCAGCCCCGAGCUGGGUCUAAUUGACGGACACCCUGUCCAUCUGAAGCUCAAGGAAGGCGCCAUGCCGAAAUUUUACCACCAGCCGCUCGUGGGCCUGCUGAAGACGGAUCGACAAACUCCAGCAUUGGCAGCCGCCAGAAUACAGCGCUGGGCGCUGUACUUAGGCGGAUUCCGCUAUCAGCUUCAAUACUCUCCUGGUAAACAACUGCUCAACGCUGACGCCCUUACCAACGAAGCAGACGAGUGGCCACUGCCAUUGCCUGAAGCUACCGUGUACGCCCGCAACUUCGGAACGGGUGAGAAAUGGACUCCAGGAAUUGUAGAGUCUACAACAGGCUCUCGGAUGGUGAGCAUUCGAACACCAGCUGGAUCAGUAAGACGACAGGUUGACCAGGUGCGGAACCGGGAAGAUGCGACGCCACCGCUUGGUACAAAUCCAGAAAACAACUGGUUCCGUAAAUAUGACCUUCAAGGUCAGCCAAGGUCAGCCAAGGUCAAGCUGGUACUCAGCCAGCCGCUACCGGCGGCUGCUGCGUACGCCGUGCGGGCGCCAAUAUCUUGA
Dermacentor andersoni is the source of this 912-nucleotide messenger RNA. RefSeq lists its product as uncharacterized. The record is from RefSeq and is a predicted model, not a curated record. NCBI's taxonomy places the organism in Eukaryota, Metazoa, Arthropoda, Arachnida, Ixodida, Ixodidae.